This is a messenger RNA of Lasiosphaeria miniovina, 711 nucleotides long. RefSeq names its product DHBP synthase RibB-like alpha/beta domain-containing protein. Gene Ontology annotation, biological process: riboflavin biosynthetic process. Lineage: Eukaryota; Fungi; Ascomycota; Sordariomycetes; Sordariales; Lasiosphaeriaceae. The transcript is spliced from 2 exons. Gene Ontology annotation, molecular function: 3,4-dihydroxy-2-butanone-4-phosphate synthase activity. Bases 1 to 711 code for a protein of 236 amino acids. The record is from RefSeq and is a predicted model, not a curated record. Gene Ontology annotation, cellular component: cytosol.
AUGCCUUCCUCGACUUCUCCCUCGUCGCAAAUUGCGCAGUCACAGUUUGACACCAUCCCCGACACAAUUGAGGCAUUCCGCGAUGGCCAAUUCGUCGUGGUGCUCGACGACCCGGGGCGGGAGAACGAGGCGGACCUGAUCAUCGCGGCCGAGUCGGUGACGACGGAGCAGAUGGCGUUCAUGGUGCGGCACAGCUCGGGGCUGAUCUGCGCACCGGUGCUGCCGGAGCGGACAGCCGAGCUGCAGCUGCCGCAGAUGGUGGAGCACAACGAGGACCCGCGCACGACGGCGUACACGGUGUCGGUGGACGCGGCAGACGCGUCGGUGACGACGGGCAUCAGCGCGCACGACCGCGCGCUGGCUUGCCGCGCGCUGGCCGACGCGCGCUCGACGCCCGCCAGCUUCCGGCGCCCUGGCCACGUGUUCCCGCUGCGCGCCAAGCUCGGCGGCGUGCGCCAGCGGCCCGGCCACACCGAGGCCGCCGUCGACCUGUGCCGGCUCGCCGGCCGCCGCCCCGCCGCCGCCAUCUGCGAGCUCGUCGAGGACGGCGCCGAGGUCCCCGGCCAGGCCCUGCGCGCCGAGCCCGGCAUGAUGCGCGGCGAGGCCUGCGUCGCCUUUGCCCGCCGUUGGGGCCUGCGCGUCUGCACCAUCAAGGACCUGGUGCAGUACCUCGAGAAGACCGAGGGCAAGCUCGUCGUCAAUGGCUCAUGA